AAAACAGAUGGCACGGCUUUACUUCAGCCCGUCCCUGCUGGUAGCCCCGUCGCUACUUGCACUCCAGGAACGGCCGCUGUCAGCAGUAGCACCAGCAGUAGUCCACGCUACGAUUGCACGUCAACAAUAUCACUAGGACCUGGGCUAACUGGCUACUCUGGAAGCUUGCAGACUCUCUCAGCCUGUUGUUCACCAGCCCCUGUUUCUAGUACCGCGGCUAAUUCCUCUCCGUCAGCUAAACUUCUUUCUCUGGGGCCCCUUGGUGUUGGAACUGCUGCUUCAACUAGCCCCAUCUCUGUGGUUUCCGCCUCUAACUUUGGAGCCUCUCCUCCCAUCACUACCACUUCGUCUACUUCUAUUCCUCAGAGUUUAUUAGGUACCUCCGAUAUCUCUAGUUCAUCUCCCUCUUUCUCCGCCAGUUCACCAGCUGCUGCUGCCGCCUGUCAGGCUGGUUCGUCUGGCCCCGCCACAUUUGUUCUUCCUCUCUCCGUUGUAAAUGCUGCUGCAGCAGCCCUUACUAUGCCGUCUGCUUCUGGUACGCCGGUAUUUGUGAAUGGACUGACGACAAAUGGUCAUCAUAUAUCUACUGGUCACGGAACUCCUGCUUCUGGAGGUUUCGAUGAAUGCAUUGACUUGAAGCCUGAUCCUGUAGAUUGUCUGGCUCGGGCCGCAGCAGCAGCCGCAGGACUCUCGAAUGAAUCUGCGAGCCCUGCUUCAUCAGCUAGUCUUGCGCUAGGCCUACCCUCUGGUGCCACGGCAGUUGUCUCUAGUGCCGACUUGGCCGCACUCGGAUUCACUCAUCUUACUCCACUGGCAUCGCCACUUAGCCACAUAGCUGCUGGCUCUCUUGCUACAACCAGUAUGACUGCAAGCACGCCCGUAGGUACUCUUCUACUUACUCAGGGAGCACCUGUAACUUCUGGUCUGGCUGGCUCGUCUAUGCAGCAUCAUCAUCAAAGUGCUGUUUCCACCUCUUCACCUUCCUUUUCACCCCUUACUUCCAAUUCCUCAACUGCCAUAUCAUCUAUCUCCAAUACCUCAUCCUUUCUUUUACCCACCGGUAUCCUUCCACUGGGUACCAGCCCCUCCACCACCACCAGUUCGGUCUCCUCUGGUGGAACUCUUUCUUCCAACCACAAUGCUGGCUUGGUAGCCUCUACUGGCCUACUUCUUGACGCUGUGAAGCCCUUCGCCGCUGCUGCCGGAGGUGACCCAACAACUGAGGGUCUAGUUUCGCUUAUCCAAGGAUCGACAGGCACUUAUACAACUGCAACACCAGCCACCGGUGCUGGAGGAGGUGGGCCAUAUGGCUGUCGGGAAUGUGGCAAAGAGUUUCGAAUCCUACGCUAUCUCGAAAAGCAUCGACGUAUUCACACUGGCGAAAAACCUUAUCAAUGCUGUUUUUGCGGCCGCCAAUUUAACGACUGGCCGAAUAUGAAUCGGCACAAGCGGAUACACACAGGUAUACUUACUUGUAGUAUUAGGUGGCUAGGCUUUCUUCGAUUCUUUCUUCUGGACACUUUUUUCUAA
Messenger RNA from Protopolystoma xenopodis, 1530 nucleotides. NCBI's taxonomy places the organism in Eukaryota, Metazoa, Platyhelminthes, Monogenea, Polystomatidea, Polystomatidae. The record is from the annotation of a GenBank genome assembly.